Molecule: messenger RNA, 1421 nt
Organism: Alternaria alternata
Lineage: Eukaryota; Fungi; Ascomycota; Dothideomycetes; Pleosporales; Pleosporaceae
Exons: 2
Coding region: 442-1086 (214 amino acids)
Source: RefSeq, a predicted model, not a curated record
CGGAGUCCAACGCUGCAUCCCCGAUGUGGCCUGUCGUUAUGAAGUGAACAAUCCACGAGGGUGUCCUGAAUCGCUGUACAGCUCACUGACCGCUCUCCGUAAAGAUUCCAGAACGCUGGCCAAGGAGUCUAACGUGGUCGCAGCUGCCAUGUGUGAGGCUGGAGGGCUUAGAAAAAGGACGGCUUCCCCUCACUGUGUCGCGAGCUCAGCUUGUCAUUCCUGUCCUCUCAACACCUGUUCCUGUCUACCGGUGCAUCUGAUAGCGCUUCCCAUUCUCCGACGCCUUCCGAACCGCAUACCUGCGUCACUGAAACCUUAUCGUCUUAUAAGCCACUACUAAUCGCUCGUCUUGCUUCUUUCAAGUCCUACUACUUCUUCGCGCCCAGCUGCGUUCCACUCACAACAGUGCCCACAAACCUCAACACUACACACAUCUUCGCAAUGGCAGCCUCAAAACCCAGCGUUCGCAUCAUCAGUGCCCUCGCCGGCCCUCGCCUUUUGGGUCCUCGUCUCACAGUUCGCCAGCUGUCAAUGACAGGUUCGACUUCGUCGUCAUCCCUCCUCACAACCGACAAGCCGUAUGCUUCAAAUCGCCCAGCUGGGCCUAUCCGCCUUCACGGCGAGCAAACCAUCCCAGUUCCCGAAGCCACCGAGACCGGCAACAAAGUCCGACGCUUCAACACAUCGAGGAGUUUGAAGUCCGUCGGCGAUUCCAGCACACUGGACUUUAUGCACUUCCCGGACUUCAACCCGGAGACCCGAAGUGCGCCCUUGGGAAUUAGAGUCCCCAUCUUACCAUGGGCCAAUGUUGCUAGCCGGAGUGCUGAGAGCGAGGAUUCCAUCCCCAUGCAACCCACCAUCUACACCGUCUCUGCUGACGGCACCCACAUCCACUCCCCCUCCGCAAUGUCUGAGAUGACCGACUCAAACCAGUCCGCCUACCAGGGUAUGGCUGAGGCUGUUGCCAGUAAAUUCACCGCGACCCGCCAGGAGGGAGAAGGAAUGGUGAAGCAGAUCUGGAAUGAUCUCAUGGAGGAUCUCGCUGAUCUUGCGAAUGGCUCAAAGCGUGGGCCCAAUAAGGUCUAGGCGUGGUGUAAAUAUCUUGCAACGGAUCCUGUUGGCGAACGGCCGUCUUGACAUGGGUAACAUGGGUUCCGGAUUGCACCGGACUUCCGAUGGCUAUCGUGUGGGUCUAGGCAUGGGUACUAGGGGGAUGAUUUUCGAUUUCUUGGGACUGAAAUGGAAGGGUCUAGCGCGAAGUGCUCGGGCUUAUGAGAUCACGAAAUACAUUUUAAUUGCUCUUUGGCUAGUCUUGCCUUCUCUUCCGCUGCAGUUGUUGAACAGUAUCUGGAAAGCGUUGUAAACCAAGGAGCCCAGAACCGAUCAGUGAUAGUAAGAGUUUACUAACCAUAAUCUUUGAG